Messenger RNA from Aspergillus fumigatus Af293, 654 nucleotides. Its product is annotated as SIMPL domain-containing protein. NCBI's taxonomy places the organism in Eukaryota, Fungi, Ascomycota, Eurotiomycetes, Eurotiales, Aspergillaceae. The transcript has a single exon. Bases 1 to 654 code for a protein of 217 amino acids. The record is from RefSeq and is a predicted model, not a curated record.
AUGGAUGAAAUGGUAGCAGGGUGCCUCUGCCUGUAUGGUUUCGCCACUGUGCAACAACCCGCUGACCAGGCCGCUCUUGUUUUCGGAACGAAUCUCUCCGCCGCAUCCAAUGGCGCCGUCAUCAGGAAGGAAAUAGCUUGUGCUCAAGCUCUAACGCGGGCAUUCCCACCACGGUCGAUUCAUGUUUUUGAGCCCACUCGCACCUGGUCGGAAUGGAAAAAUGAUCCUGUUGCCCCAGAUGCUAAUCCGAGGUCGGCACGUGCGCGCAUCUACCGGUCUCAGACGACGUACAGAAUGGGCUUCGGAGAUGUGGACUUCAUGCGCCAUGUGGCGAAGAAGCUUGAUGACCAUAAAGGCGUUGAAAUCUUGGAACUUCACUGGCUGCUCAGCAGGGAGACUAUCCGUUCUCUAGAGGUCGAGAUUGCGCAAUCGGCAAUGAAGGAUGCAGGUCGAAGAGCGGAAGUACUAGCCAGGAGGGCGGGACUCAACUUUGCUCCCUUGCGAAUGACAGAUUCCGAAUGGCGAGCAAACGGGGAGAUCUUGCCUGCAUCCUGGAAGGACGCCGAGAACGAUACGGGUGGUCGGUAUCUCGACAUGGAGCCGAGGAUGUUUCAGUUUAAUGCUAUCAUCAAAGGCAAUUUCAUUAUCUGGUGA